GCUUGACGCACAUACGCACUCACGUGCGCUACAAGGAGUACGCCGCCAGAGCCAAAAUGGCGGUCGCAAUACUCAUGGCAGCGGUAGGAGCCAGACUCAGUGUGGCAGCGAGCGGUUUCCGCGCCUCGGCACGCCGCUUGUACAGCCAGCCCGUCUCGAUUACCGAGCGCAUUGAUGAUAAGCGUCGGGCCGCGCUGCUGGGAGGAGGCCAGCAUCGCAUUGAGGCGCAGCACAAGCGAGGAAAGCUGACAGCUAGAGAGCGGAUCAGCCUCCUGUUGGACCCUGGCACUUUUGUGGAGAGCGACAUGUUUGUGGAACAUAGGUGUGCAGAUUUUGGAAUGGCUGCUGAUAAAAAUAAGUUUCCUGGAGACAGUGUGAUCACUGGACGGGGCCGAAUCAGCGGAAGAUUGGUUUAUGUCUUCAGUCAGGAUUUUACGGUUUUUGGAGGUAGUCUGUCUGGAGCACAUGCCCAGAAGAUCUGCAAAAUCAUGGACCAGGCCAUGACCGUGGGGGCUCCAGUUAUUGGACUGAAUGACUCUGGAGGAGCUCGGAUCCAAGAAGGAGUUGAGUCCUUGGCUGGCUAUGCAGACAUCUUUCUGAGGAAUGUCACAGCAUCUGGAGUCAUCCCUCAGAUCUCUCUGAUCAUGGGCCCGUGUGCUGGUGGUGCUGUCUACUCACCAGCCCUAACAGACUUCACGUUCAUGGUCAAGGACACCUCCUACCUGUUUGUAACAGGCCCCGAUGUUGUGAAGUCUGUCACCAAUGAGAACGUUACCCAGGAGGAACUUGGUGGUGCUCGGACCCACACAACCAUGUCAGGUGUGGCCCACAGAGCCUUUGAAAAUGACAUCGAUGCCUUGUGCAAUCUUCGGUCCUUCUUCAACUACCUGCCCCUCAGCAGCCAGGACUUGGCGCCUGUCGUUGAAUGCCAUGAUCCCAGUGACCGUCUGGUUCCUGAGCUCGACACGAUUGUCCCUUUGGAAUCCACCAAAGCCUAUGACAUGACGGACAUCAUACACUCUAUUGUUGAUGAGCGAGAGUUCUUUGAGAUCAUGCCCAGUUACGCCAAGAACAUCGUUGUCGGCUUUGCCAGGAUGAAUGGUAGGACUGUCGGUAUUGUGGGCAACCAGCCCAAGGUGGCUUCAGGCUGUUUGGACAUUAACUCCUCUGUGAAAGCAGCUCGUUUUGUGCGGUUCUGUGACGCGUUCAACAUCCCCCUCAUCACUUUUGUUGAUGUCCCUGGCUUCCUGCCUGGCACGGCACAGGAGUACGGGGGCAUCAUCCGCCAUGGCGCCAAGCUCCUCUACGCAUUUGCUGAGGCCACGGUGCCCAAGAUCACCAUCAUCACCAGGAAGGCCUAUGGAGGUGCCUAUGACGUCAUGAGUUCCAAGCAUCUGUGUGCUGACAGCAACUACGCCUGGCCUACUGCCGAGAUCGCAGUCAUGGGGGCCAAGGGUGCUGUGGAGAUCAUCUUCAAAGGGGGCAAGAACGUGGAAGCUGCUCAGGCUGAGUAUGUGGAGAAAUUCGCCAACCCUUUUCCCGCAGCUGUGAGAGGGUUUGUGGACGACAUCAUCCAGCCUUCCUCCACCCGCGCCCGAAUCUGCUCUGACCUGGAUGUCUUGGCCAGCAAGAAGGUUCAACGUCCUUGGAGGAAACAUGCAAAUAUCCCCCUGUAAACGAAUCACAGGAAAGGAAACCAAGAACUGAUCUCCGCCAGGCUGUUCGUGUGGCAGGCAAGAAUUCUACCACUGAACCACCAAUGCUUCCGCCAGGCUGUUUGUACCCAUCUCUGCCUUUUGCAAACACAAGACCUGAGGAGCUCAAUGCCAGGAAUAGAUUUAGAGUGGCUAAGUUUUCAAUUCUAAAAAGAUCUCAUUUGUGCCUUACUGUCAAUUUAUUUGCAUUAUUAAAAAUCUUAACUGAU
Messenger RNA from Erinaceus europaeus (western European hedgehog), 1924 nucleotides. RefSeq names its product propionyl-CoA carboxylase subunit beta (gene PCCB). The record is from RefSeq and is a predicted model, not a curated record. Lineage: Eukaryota; Metazoa; Chordata; Mammalia; Eulipotyphla; Erinaceidae. Gene Ontology annotation, cellular component: mitochondrion. Gene Ontology annotation, molecular function: propionyl-CoA carboxylase activity. The coding region runs from base 57 to 1676 and encodes 539 amino acids. The transcript is spliced from 15 exons.